AUGUCGAGCGACCUGAGGAGGCCGAGAGCAGGGGCCUGUGUGACUUGUCGAUCCCGCAAGCGUCGCUGCAUUCCGAAUCCGAACGGAGAUGGCUGUCAACUGUGCUACGAGAUAGCAAAACCCUGCAGCCUCAGUAUCGCGUCUCGCCCCGAGAGAAUAAACAAUGGUGGAGAACACCUGCCGACUGGCGGAACUGGGCUUUCGAGCUUCCCCUUGGACCUGCCAUCACAAGUCUCGCCGAUCGUGCCUGAGACUCCUCUCGGAGAACUGGCGUCGCGAGAACUAUGUGCCGAGCUCGUUCAGCUGUAUUUCCGCUUUAUCCAUGACAUAGCUCAUACGAUAUUCCACGAACCUACCUUCCUGCGACGCCUAUAUGAUGGCACAGCGCCCAUGAUACAGGUGUAUGCGAUGUGCGGACUGGCUGCUAGAUUCUCUAGCAAUCCGGUCUUUGAGGGCACCGCUCCUUGCGAUCGUGGAAAUGUCUUCCUCACGGAAGCGGUUCGUCUCUGCCAACCAUACAUUAUUUCUCCGAGCCUGGAAACGGCUCAAGCAUUUCUCCUCAUUGGGUACUACUUCAGCGGGGAAGGCAACGUGGAUGGCAAGCACAUAUAUGUCGGAUUGGCUCGGCUGCAUGCCGAGAGAUUGUCACUUAACAACAACUCGAAUGAUGUUUACCAGGAGGAAUACCGACGCACUUGGCUCUCAAUCCACAUAACAAGCCAUUGGUCGGCCUGGGACAUGGCCAUGGAUCCCCUAAGCCUGCCCGACGAACUGGAAUUUAUACCUAAGAUCGAUGACGCGACGUUCCGUACCGCCAACACUGAGCUAGUCAAUGUGAACCAUGUUCAAGAAGAAUUUCGCUGUGACAUGUGGGCUCAAAUGGCGCGCACCCUUGGAAUAUUCGCCAAGGUCAAUAACGCGUUGCGAAGGUUGAGCCGCAACAUGAUCUCGUUUGAUGAGUAUUGUCUGCAAGCAGCCGAGCUGGAAGCUUCACUAGACCGGUGGGCGGACAAUCUGCCGCCCAAGUUGACCUGGAACUUUGACAACCUCAUGUCACUGGCGGGAAGACGGCUCGGUCAAAUAUAUCUCGCGAUGCACGUCGGCUUCUUCCAUUUCAAGCAAAUGCUCUUUUUCCCGUUCCUUAAUGCCAGAGCCGUCAAGUCUUCCAGACUCAACGGAGCGCUGAAGUGCAAGGACGGCGCAUCGACAGUCUCGUCUAUCCUGCAGUACUCCAAGAAUAUCAGGGACUGCGAGCUGGACAAUUUUAUCUACGGACACAUUGUUGUCGUCAGCUCGUGCGUUCAUCUCCAUACUCUGUUAUUCAGCGAUGAUUUUCGCGAGCUCGCAAUCACACGACAACGCCUAGUAUCCAAUUUCCAGUAUCUGAUGGCACUCAAGUCGUAUUGGCCGAUUGUUGAACACAUUGCCAUUCAACUACGAACAUUCCAAAACUCCUGUAGGGACUCAAUGUCGGACCCAUUUGUGUUAGACAACUGGAUGGUGCGCUUCCUCAUAGAACACUCCUCCCUGCUGUCAGAAAGGCAGCUUGUUCAAUCCGCCGAAUCUGAACCGCUUGCGGCGCCAAACUCCAAAACAGUCUCUGGCGCUGCUACUCCUGCUAUGCUGCCUACCAUCGAGUUCCUCACUACAUAUGCAGAUGGAGACAGCAGUUCAACCAUUCCAGAGGAAAACUUAACCCAGUGGAGCGAUUUAUCUCAACUUCUACAUGAUCGGGAAAUAACCGGAGAAGCCCUAGUCGACAGCGCCCUCAGUUGGCUAUUGGAUGAUCGAGGAAGCCAGCUGAGUGAGAUUACUGGAGCAGUACCGUGGCAACAACCUCCCCCAAUGACCAACGAGACCCCUGUCUCCGCUGAACGCAUUGUUGCGUAUCUGAAUGCGACGUGGCUUAUGUUGGGCAUAGUUUUCCUUGGGAUUAAAACUCGUACGAGGCUCCGGUCGUUUGAAAUUCGUGCUCACCGGUGCCACAAGCCCGUCGAUCUCGGCGCGAAAAUGUACGACUGA
This is a messenger RNA of Aspergillus mulundensis, 2022 nucleotides long. Its product is annotated as putative C6 transcription factor. The record is from RefSeq and is a predicted model, not a curated record. Bases 1 to 2022 code for a protein of 673 amino acids. Gene Ontology annotation, molecular function: DNA binding; DNA-binding transcription factor activity, RNA polymerase II-specific; zinc ion binding. NCBI's taxonomy places the organism in Eukaryota, Fungi, Ascomycota, Eurotiomycetes, Eurotiales, Aspergillaceae. Gene Ontology annotation, cellular component: nucleus. Gene Ontology annotation, biological process: DNA-templated transcription; regulation of DNA-templated transcription. The transcript is spliced from 5 exons.